Molecule: messenger RNA, 2248 nt
Organism: Alnus glutinosa
Lineage: Eukaryota; Viridiplantae; Streptophyta; Magnoliopsida; Fagales; Betulaceae
Product: formin-like protein 20
Exons: 1
Coding region: 118-1740 (540 amino acids)
Source: RefSeq, a predicted model, not a curated record
UGUCUUCCAAAGCCAGGCUUUUCAAGUCCCACUCUUUUUCUCCCCAAGUACUAAAACCAGGACCCAGGACUCAAAGCUCUGCUGCAACUAAACGCAGACCCACCACCCACCACCUCCAUGCCUCGCCGUGGCCGCUCAUCGGCGUCUUCGCUUCUCUCCCCACCACUACUCAUCCUUCUCUUGCCGAUCAUCGCCUUGGCUUUCCUCUUCUUCGCAGUCCGUCCAUUUAUCUCACUCACCUCCCAUGUCCUCCGACCCAACACGGUCAAGAAAAGCUGGGACUCCGUCAACAUCUUCCUCGUCCUCUUCGCUAUUCUUUGUGGUUUUUUCGCUCGAAAAAACGACGACGGAUUACCCCCAGACGAGACCGCCAAUGCUUCGAGUGCUUCAAACAAAACAAAUGAAGGAGAGGAAGAGCAAUCAACUUCGCAGCAAUGGUUUCGGUACCCCGAAACAAAGAUCUUUGACACUCCACACGUUUGGGCACCGGCCACCGGUGUGACCCAGUUGAAGAGAAGCAGCAGCUCGUACCCGGAUCUGAGGCAAGAGUCGUUGUGGGAGACGGGUGAUGACCGGUUCCAUUUCCGGUUCUUCGACGAUUUCGAAAUCGACAAGUACCGGUCCCCCAGACCCCGAAACGAACCGGAAGAGCCCGAGAUUAAGGUAAUUCCGGUUGAUACCUUUACACUCCAUUCUUCUCCUUCACAGCCACUACCACCGAAAUCACCGCCUCCGCCACCUCCGCCUCCGAAUCCACCGCCGGUAGUUCAGCAUAAACGGAAACGAACGUAUCGUACCAUUAGGCGCAAAGACGACGACACCGAAUCGACGAAAACCAGGUCUCCUCCGCCACCUCCGCCGAUACCGCCACCAUCUCCGGCGAGAGUCCGUUCGGAGCAGAAGUACGUGAAGAGCGAGCGUAGAAAGAUCAAUUUCAAGAAAGAGAUAGCCAUGGCCUGGGAUUCGCUGUACAAUCAGAGAAAGCGAAAGAAGAAACAGAUCAAAACAAAGAACGUCUUAGACGAACCGGUUCAGUCUCCAGCUGGACAGGUUCGCCAUACCAGACCGCCGCCGCCGCCUCCUCCUCCACCGUCCGUUUUCCAUAGUCUGUUCAGAAAGGGAAGCAAAAGCAAGAAAGUUCACUCGGUCUCUACGCCGCCGCCUCCGCCUCCGCAGCCUCCUCCACCGCCGGUUAAAUCCUCACGAUCAUCAGAGCGGAAGAUUCCGGCUCCACCUCCACCGCCGGUUAAAUCUUCACGAUCGUCAGAGCGGAAGAGCCCGGCUCCACCUCCACCGCCUGAACCUUCACGACGGCGAAGUUCGAGUUUUAGCAACGCCGGCCGGCCACCGUUGCCGACAAGGGCGAACACCUGGGACGAGAAUGUGAACGGCGUCAGGGAACGGAGUCCGGUUAUACCGAUGCCGCCUCCUCCGCCGCCGUUUAAGAUGCCGGAGAUGAGGUUCGUUAUGCCCGGGGGUUUUGUUAGGGUGCGGAGCGCUCAGAGCUCUCGGCGUGGGUCUCCGGAGCUGGAGGACGCUGAUGCGAAUACAGAGUCGUCGGAUGGGACGGUCAACGCGAUGGACGGUGCAGGGUCGGUUUUCUGUCCGAGCCCGGAUGUAAACGUCAAGGCCGACACGUUCAUCGCUAGGCUCCACGAUGAUUGGAGGCUCGAGAAGAUGAAUUCCUGGAGAGAGAAGGAAACGAUGGGCCUCGGCCUCGGCCUCGGCCCUGGCCCAUAGGCACUGGUCUCAGGCCCAAAUUUAUUUUUCACACACAUUAUAGUAUAUAUUAUUAGAGAGUAUAUAUUGGUACAGGAAAGAUUUGAAGAGAUGGCCGAUGGGGCUCCGACUGUUUUUUUUUAUCACCUUUUGGAGCCCCGGAAUGAAGAGAAUGUGGGUUUGAAUUAAAUGCUUGCAUGAGUUUAUUUUACUAAACGGUAAUGUAUAGGUAGGAUUUGGCUUUAGGUUCAAGAAAUGGACUCGUUGAGAUUGGGACAUGUGUCCCAACAGUUGUUAUAGGGCUCUGAUUGUGUUUUUGGAUUUCAGGCUCGAAUUUCUUUCGUGGUUUUAUUAAUUAAUACUAGGCAUGCUGCACUAUUGAAUAUGUAUGCCCAUAUCAACGGCUUUUGGCUCUGGUUGUAAUGUUUUUUUGGGUCUUUACCUCCUGGAGCCUUUACUUUUAAGAGUGUGUAUGGAUUCAAUUCAAGUUUGUAUUGUUUGAGGUUGAAAUGAAGUUUUUGGAAAUUUA